CCCUUCCUUUUGGGGGGCAGCGGGGGGCGGAGUCCCGGAGGGGGGCGGGUCCGGGGAAAGGGGCGCAGGCGGAGGGUGCCGGGGAGGGGUGGUCCCGGGGGGGGGGAGGGCCCGGGGGUCGUGUCUUUGGAGACGGGGGACGGCACCGGCCUAAGGCCUUCUCCAUAAACAUGAGGCGCGAGUUCCCAGAAGGGCUGCGAGAGAAGUAGGAGUAUGAGGAUGAUGAUGGUCACACCGCGCACCUCGUGCGCUGGGGCGAAGCUUAAAAUAUUGCGACAUCUGCAGACGAGGAGAAGGAGAGAAGGAGGAAAAUGAGAAGGGGAUGGGGGAGACAUAAUCUACACAGAAAGCAGACUGCGCAGAGCUAGGCCCACGCCAGGCAGCCUUCUCAUAGAGGAGAGGCCGAUGACCGCCUUGUGCUCGUGGAGAGCUGAAAAUCCGGCAACAGAGCGUGUGCGAAGCUUGGCUGCCCCCAUGUUUUCCUCCACGGCGGGUCCAACAUUCCAUUGAAUCCAAUGCGGACCAGACUCUGGCUCAACACCAGAACACUCACACCUGAGCCAUCUAAAAAAAGUCCUCGUGGCCCCCCUCGUGGCCCUUCCGAGACCCCCCGUCUCUGGACGACUGCUGAUAGGCUUCCGGGCGGUGUCUGGCCUCCUGCGGAGCCCUCUUGGACUACGUUCGGCAUGGAGUCGGCCCGUCCUGGAGCCAUGCUUCUCGUCCGGCGGGAUCUAGAAAGGUCGGGCGAUGAACGCGAAGCAUCUUGCGUCACAAGCGUCGUGCAAAGAGCGCACCGCUAGAACCAAUGCCCGAAUUCCACGGCCCUGCAAGAGCAGACGGGGAAGCCCGCGAACGGUCCGCUCCGUCUUCUUCGCAGCUCGCUUUACGCGAGUGGCGGCGCGGCCGAUCGAGAGGCAGGGAUCCCCGACAAAGAAGCAGCACGAGCACGCGCACUUGUUCCACGUGCGUUUGGUGGAUUCGUCGCCGAUCUCUGCCGCGGCUGAUGUACAUGUGUGUGCGCGCCCUGAAAGCGCACGCUCUCGCUCUGCUUCCCCAGUGCGCGGCUGUCGCCUUUGCUCUCUGCCUGUUCCAGUGUCUUGUCUUUACCACUUGGCUCGUCGCCUCUGCCGUGUCGGCCGCACUGCGCUUCCGCUUCCACGCGUCGCUCACUGCUGCCUGCUUGCCCAAGGACUACAACAUGCCACACAACAAUCAUGCAUUGCCAUAGCGCUGCUGCGGGCACGCUCGGAAGCGCAACUGGUAAGCUUUGCGUUCGCGUUGCUGGCUGCUCCCUCGUCCUGGGCAUCGGUCAGCACCUGAAACUCGCGCUCCAUCCUCUGCCUCGCCUCCCUCUCCCCCUGCCUCACCGCUGUCGUCCCCCUAGGCAGGAAUCAGCCCCUGAGCCUUGUACUCCUCGAGGACUGCCUCGACAUCGCGCUUGCAGCCGAUGACAACCGGGCACUUCUCGUGGAUCUUCGAGGGCACGAUAUGUCCAGCAUCCUCUGCACCCUGCCCUUGAACAUGCCGCACGAGGCCGCGCCGCCGGCGGCCUCCACGAUCAUGGCCAUCGGGAAGCCCUCGUACAGCACGCGCAGCUUGCCGUUCGGCUCCUUCUUGUCCGCGGGGUAGAGGUAGAUGCCGCCGUACAAGAUCGUGCGGUGGACGUCUGAAACCAUGGAUCCGACGUACCUGGCGGCGUAUGGCUUGGCGCCCUGCUUCCACUUCUUGACUAUCGACUGCAUGGCGGCGUCCCAAUUCUGGCUGUUGCCCUCGUUGCAGCUGUAGAUCGUCUUUCCGCCACCCUCCGGAAGCUUGACGUGCGCCUUAAUGUGCAUAAACUCCCCGAUCGAAGGGUCCAGAACGAAACGGUGCACGCCAUGACCCUUGAACGUUAUGACGAGCUCCGUGGCGGAUCCGUACAUGCAGUACCCAGCCACGAGGAGGUCGUUGCCCGUCCGCAGGACGUCGUCCAUUGUAGCUGGCUCCUUCCCCUUGCUCUUCUUCUCGUAGAUGCCAAAAAUGGUGCCGGUGCUAACAUUGCAGUCGAUGUUGCUGCUACCGUCAAGUGGGUCGAACGCAACAAUGAAGCGUCCCCUCUUCGACUCGGGCACGAAGAUGGGAUCCUCGUUCUCCUCGGAAAUCAGAACGGCGCAAGUGCCACUGUUGACGAGGGCGUCAAUGAAAAUGUCGUUGGACAGCACGUCAAGCUUCUUCUGGUCGUCGCCAGUGGAAUUCACCUGGGUCGGCAAGCGAACCCCGGAAUUUUUCCAGGCAGAAUCUGGAAUUCCCAAACAAGCGAAGCCCGGAAUCGAUUCCGGCAAAACUCGAAAUCAGGAGCCCAAACCAAGAAUCCCUGGCAAACCAAGCCCAAAACCCAUUCCAGCCCAAACCUGGACUCCACCUCCCCUGGGAGCUUCAGGGUGCGCAUAUAACACCCCACCUGCGAAAAUAGCGACACUAGCGCAACUCGCAGCGCGCCGGAGCCGCACCUCGACGGGUUGCGCGUGACAGCCCACUCCGCGGGACCUCCCAAAACCCUACGAAGGUGACGAUCAUGGCGCAAUUCUCUUGCACCGGCUUACUGUCGUUAUCCACUGGACACCCUGACUUUGACAACUUCCGCGCCUGGGACCGAACACCGGACACCUGGAACCGGAGAGCGGGGACCAAAGACCAAGAACGCAACGGGGACCCUGUGAGCCAGGAGCCGGGAACUGGG
Prorocentrum cordatum is the source of this 2719-nucleotide messenger RNA. The record is from the annotation of a GenBank genome assembly. Lineage: Eukaryota; Dinophyceae; Prorocentrales; Prorocentraceae.